ACAAUCCUCCGAUCCCCAGGGCUGCUCUUCUCCAACGGGGAGCGGUGGCGGCAGCUGCGCCGGUUCUCCCUCGCCGCGCUGCAGGACUUCGGCACGGGGCAGCGGAGCGUGGAGCCGCAGAUCCAGGACGAGGCCCAGCGCCUGGUGGAGGAGUUCAGGAAAACCAAGGGUUCGCCCUUCGACCCCACCUUCUUCCUGAGCCGCUCGGCCUGCAGCGUCAUCUGCUCCAUCGUCUUCGGCCAGCGCUUCGAUUCCGCGGACGAGAGCUUCCUCGACUUGCUGGCCAAGACCAACCAGCUCUUCGUGCGGUUGAGCUCCACCUGGGGACAGCUCUACGAGAUGUUUUCCUGGGUCAUGCGCUUCCUUCCAGGAGCCCACAAACAGAUCUUGCGAGACCUGGAGGACAUCAACAGCUUCAUCAUGGAGAGGAUCAAAGCGAACCAGGCGUCUCUGGACCGUGAUAACCCGCGGGACUUCAUCGACUGCUUCCUCCUCCAGAUGGAAAAGGACAUCCUGAACCCCGCCACGGAAUUCCACCUCAGAAACUUGGCCCUGACGGCGUUCAACCUCUUCUUCGUCGGCACCGAGACCGUCAGCUCCACCCUGCGCUACGGACUCCUGAUCCUGCUGACACACCCGGAGGUAGAAGAGAAGAUGACCCAGGAGAUCGACCGGGUGAUCGGGCGUAGCCGCAUGCCGGCGGUGGAGGACCGGAGCUGGAUGCCCUACACCGACGCCGUCAUCCAUGAGAUUCAGAGGUUCAGCGACGUUAUUCCCAUGAACCUCCCGCAUGCCCUGACCCGGGAUACCCACUUCAGGGGCUACACCAUUCCCAAGGGCACGGAGGUGUUCCCGGUGCUGAGCUCUGUGCUGCGGGACCCCAGCCGCUUCAGGGACCCCGAGAGAUUCGACCCCGGGCGCUUCCUUGACGAGCAGGGUCAGUUCAAGGCGAACAAGGCCUUCAUGCCGUUCUCCACAGCCCACGAGAUCCCUGCUCCUGGGCUGAAGGAGACCCUGGCCCUGGCUUUCGUUCUCACUCAUGUAACUCCGAGCAAUGCAGUUACAUCAGUGCCAGCCAGGCCCCCGAAGAUCCCCCCACUCCCAUUGCACAAGGGCCUUCUACCGGUGUGA
Mauremys mutica (yellowpond turtle) is the source of this 1131-nucleotide messenger RNA. Its product is annotated as cytochrome P450 2G1-like. The record is from RefSeq and is a predicted model, not a curated record. Lineage: Eukaryota; Metazoa; Chordata; Testudines; Geoemydidae. Gene Ontology annotation, cellular component: intracellular membrane-bounded organelle; cytoplasm. The annotation marks the transcript as partial. Gene Ontology annotation, biological process: xenobiotic metabolic process. Gene Ontology annotation, molecular function: heme binding; oxidoreductase activity, acting on paired donors, with incorporation or reduction of molecular oxygen, reduced flavin or flavoprotein as one donor, and incorporation of one atom of oxygen; iron ion binding. The transcript is spliced from 7 exons.